UUUAUUUCAAGUCAAAAUCGUUCUUAAAUUUUAUGUUAAAUUAAAAUCGGAGGAAGUAUAAAAUAUUGAAUUGAUGAACUAUAAAUCUGGUAAGCGACUUGCGGGACCCGUAAAUUUCAAUUUCCUAUACCUCACAAACCCCCAACCCCCAGCUUCAUUCUUUUACAUAUUACAUCUGUCACUCUCUAUGUUGGAUUUCAUUCUCUCUUUUUAUAGCAAAAUUCAUAAUUUUCCAUAGAAAGAAUCAUCACCAAGCCAGAGCCAUGAAAGAGAGAGGCAAAGCUACUAUGCUGGAAACAGAUAACUUCUCAGAUUUCAAUUACUCCAUUUCAUCAGAUAUGCCAUGUAAGAAACACCCUUCUUCAUCUUCUAUUGGUAUAUGUUCUUAUUGCCUUAAAGAGAAGUUAGUCAACUUGGUUUGCUCAGAAUGUGGUGAACAAAGACUCUCUUCUUGUUCUUGCUCUGAUUCGUCUUCGUCCAAUCGAAAAUCAUCGACUACUGAAGUUGGCAGUGUUGGUAGGAUUUCUUUUCUGUUGGAAAAUGAGAAAAUAGAAGCAAAGCAGCAGCACAAAAGGGAGAAAACAGAACAAGUUAUUGUAUUGAGGAGAAGCAACAGUAGUUGUGUGGAGAUCAAGAAAAGUAGCAAUGGAUUCUGGAAGAUCAAGAGGCUUUUCACGAAGAAAAAGGGUGUCCAGAAUGGUAAUGAAUGUGAUGAGAAUAGCGAUAUUUGGGUCUCUGAUGCUAUGGCAGUAUCAAGAUCAAGAUCGGUUCGUAGUUUCCGAGGAGGUGGAUUUAAUGACACCGAUGAAGGAAGUGAUUGCAGAUUUUCAAGUGCUAAAAUCUCUGAUGUUACUGGUGGUAUACUUAUGGAUUCUGAUGAACCAAGAAAAAGUGAAUUUGGAAGGAUCCAUAGCAGUGCACCUAAUAGGAUUAUAUUUCCUGAUAAGGAAAUUGAUUUUACUUCAAUGGAUGAUUCAGCUUUCAUUGACUUAAAAUUGGAUUUGUCAUCCGAGUCCAAAUCAGAUUUCCCCGUUGGUACAAGGCUUAGCAAUGGGUCAGAUAAUGGACGGGUUGGGCUGGAUUUGAGCGGGUUGAAAAUGGGUUCGACAACUUCUUUAGGGGCAUUGGGGCAUAGCGGUUCUUGUAGGAUGGCAAUGCAUGAAUAUGAUAGAGGGAUGAAAAGGAGUGGUGGUGGCAAAGGGAACAAAGUGUGGAAGUGGAUUUUCAGGCAAAGUUCUGGGAGGAAGAGUACAAGCAGCAACAGAGAUGAAAAUGACAUCUUCAAAUCUUGAGUUUGUUGAAUAAGAAAGAUUUUUAAUGAUCUUUUUGUUUUUGUUGAUAUAUGAUAUCUCCCUUAGCUGGUUUAGAGGCACUUUGAACAGUUAAUAUAGGUUUUCCUAUGCUUUGAAUUACUUUACUUUCUUCUCCUUCUUCCCAUCUGUGGUAGUGGAUUAAAAAACAAAAGAAGAAAAAUUAAUGGGUCUUCUUAUUAUUAUAAAUACAAGAAUUUUCUUUC
Capsicum annuum is the source of this 1516-nucleotide messenger RNA. RefSeq lists its product as uncharacterized. NCBI's taxonomy places the organism in Eukaryota, Viridiplantae, Streptophyta, Magnoliopsida, Solanales, Solanaceae. The record is from RefSeq and is a predicted model, not a curated record. The coding region runs from base 264 to 1292 and encodes 342 amino acids. The transcript has a single exon.